Molecule: messenger RNA, 1175 nt
Organism: Blastomyces dermatitidis ER-3
Lineage: Eukaryota; Fungi; Ascomycota; Eurotiomycetes; Onygenales; Ajellomycetaceae
Product: MIF domain-containing protein
Exons: 2
Coding region: 1-1059 (352 amino acids)
Molecular function (GO): phenylpyruvate tautomerase activity
Source: RefSeq, a predicted model, not a curated record
AUGGCAUCACCAGCCCGCUCCCACUCAGGCUGUCUCUCAGACCCAACUCCCAUAGAAAAGCUUCCAACGCUGGCCUCCCUCAAUUCCUCCGUCCAAAGCAACCCAGUUAACCCCAACAAGCGUCUCUCCACAAAGCCCAGUCGACGUCUACGCAAGGGCCCUGGCAAGCUCCACGAUAACAAAAUCAGCAUCACCAAGGAGCUGACUCGCGGGACUCCUACUGAUGGGAAUCCAAACCGGCCCCUGAGCAAGUCCCUCAGCCAGCUAGACAUCGCGAGGAAAAGAAGCCAAUACUUCAACGAAGCGUUCACUUCUAGAGAGCCCUAUCAUAACCCUAGACAUCGGAUCAAUCUGGACUCUGUCGUUGUUGUUGAGAUUAAGACGAAUGUCUUUCUGGAAAAUGACUUCCAGAGCCUCUCAGAGCUCUCCUUCAACCUCGCCCGGAUCUUCCAGCGCCCAGAGGCUUCAAUCCUCCUUUGCGUCGAACACAACUGCUGCCUGAUGCUUGCUAGUAGUUACGAGCCCGCCUACCUGGUCACCGUCUCCGCCUUGCCAUGCUCAAUCGCACCCAUAACCAACCUGCGCCAUACCGUCCUAAUCCAAGCCGCCAUCUUCGACAUCUUCGACAUCCCCAGCAACCGCGGCGUGAUCAAAUUCGAAUCCAUGGCGGAAGAAAACCUUGCCACAAACGGCUCUACCAUCCGCGACGAGAUUGACCAGCUCGAACGCACCUCGAAUGACGAACAUAGCAUCUUCAAGACCCUCUCGCACACCGUCAGUCGCAGAAUGAAAUCGAGCACGUCGAACGGCAAUAACAGCAUUGUCAGGCCUAAUACUCCUGUUCAUGGGUUGCAGAGUUUGGAUAAUAGCAAUUACAAUAGUAAUACCACCACCAAUAAUAAUACUAACAAUAAUAAUAAUACUAACAAUAAUAAUGGCGAAAGCGGUUUGCCAGUCGACGGGGAGGAAGAGCCUGCUUCCCCCAGGCGGGUGGGAUUCAGGGGUAGGGACCGCGUCAUUAAGAAGUGUCAGAGUAUCAAGCAGCUGUUCUUCCGUUGAGAAUGAUUUUUUUUUCUCUGUAAAUGCGUAUUCUUCUCUCCUUUUCGUCCAAAGAAACACAGCUGGCCGGGUUGGCUGUGGGGCUUAUCGAUUCCUUAUAGUCAUUUACUUCUUCU